Molecule: messenger RNA, 1170 nt
Organism: Rhea pennata
Lineage: Eukaryota; Metazoa; Chordata; Aves; Rheiformes; Rheidae
Gene: CCDC136
Product: coiled-coil domain containing 136
Exons: 8
Coding region: 1-1170 (389 amino acids)
Biological process (GO): acrosome assembly; single fertilization
Cellular component (GO): acrosomal membrane
Source: RefSeq, a predicted model, not a curated record
AUGGACCGCGCCGUCCGGCUCCGUGACGAGCGAGCAGGCCCUGUAGCCAUGGGUGCCCUGGAGGAGGAGGAGGAGGAGGAGGAGGAAGAGCUGGGGGAUCUGCGGGCGCAGGUGCUGCGGCUGCUGGAGGAGCUGGAGGAGACGCGGGAGGUGGCGGGGAGGCACCAGGACGACUCGCUGGAGCUGCAGGGGCUGCUGGAGGACGAGCGCCUGGCGAGCGCCCGGCAGGCCGAGCUCUUCACCCGGCACGUCCAGCAGCUCCAGGCCCAGAUGCUGACGCUGCAGGACGAGUUCAGCUGCCUGCAGGAGAGCAAGGCGGCGGAGCUGGCGCGGGUGGAGCGGGCGCUGGCGGGGGCCCAGGCGGAGCUGGCGGCGCGGCGGCGCGAGGCCGAGGAGGCGGCGGCGCUGCACGCCGCCGAGGUGGCCACGCUGCAGGAGCAGCUGGGGCAGCUGCGGGCCGAGCUGCGGCGCGGGCAGGAGAUGCGCGCCGAGUACGAGCUGGAGGCCACCACCUUGCGCGCCGAGAUCCGCAUGAAGGCCGAGCGGCAGCAGGGUGCCGCCAGCGAGGUGGCCGAGCUCCAAGCGGAGCUGAGCCGCCUGCGGGAGCAGUAUGAGGAGCUGAGCGAGGAGCACCGCACGCUGCAGGACAGCAACCAGCUGAUGCUCAGCCACCUCCACGGCAUCGAGGUGCAGAAGUACCGCUCGCGGUCCCGCUCGGACGCCCAGCAGCAGGCGGAGGCCCCGUGUCCCUGCGACCGCUCGCCGAGCUGCGUGCGCGCCCACCCCGGCAGCACCGUGUCCUUCUGGUGCCCCGCGGGCCUGGGCGGCGCGGACGAGCCGGCGGCGGCCCCCGGCGAGGCGGCGGCGGCCGAGGCCGAGGCCACCCUGCGCGCCCAGCUCCGCAGCCACGAGGAGACGGCGCGGGCGGCCCAGAGAAAGUGGGCGACGGCGCAGGAGGAGCUGGCGCGGCUGCAGCGGCUCUACCAGGCGUGCCAGGAGGAGCGGCGGGCGCUGCAGGCCGAGCUGGGCCGCUGCCGCCAGGAGAUCGCCCGGCUGCGCGGCCCCACGCCGCCCCGGCCGCGGGCGCCCGCCGGCGGCCUGAAGCCCUUGGUGCUCUUCGCCGUGGCCGCCGUCGUCCUCUUCCUCUACCCCUGCCUGAAGAAGUGCUGA